GAUAUAGUUUAUUGCAUAUAUAUAUAAGAUAAGAUGAUUCGAGUAGACAAAUAAAAAGGCACAAAUGUGUAUAUUUCAGCCCAAAAAAAAGUCGCAAAUCUGAAAUCUUCCUCAUAUCUCAAAAUCUUUGGUAGUUCUUAACGAAAUACAGAACAGUUGCAUCGGUUUCAUUACGUCUAUAUGGAAAAAUUGGACCGACCAGUUAAUGGAGACUGGUUUGGUGAGAGUGAAAUUGUUGAUGCAGAUUUAUUGGUGAAUCUUCUCGAGGCCUAUAGAUUUGGUAAAGACAAUGUUCCCGCCGGUAAAAUUCGAUUCAAGGCGGAGGUGACGGCGCCGCCUGACAACACCACCGAGAUGCAGGGUGAAGAGGACGAUGAUGGAUCUCAAGGUCUCGUAGGAAACACGUCUGUUCAUGAAAGCAUGUCAUCUGUAUCUUCCAAUUCAGAUCCAAUAAUUCUGGAUACUACGAGCGAAACCGGUUCAGAUAAUGAACCCGGUUCAAACGAAGAAAGCGGUAAUAGUUGGUUAGAGUCGAACUCCACAAACUUACCAAAUGCAGAGAACGAAAGGCAACGGAGCACUGAAGAAGGUGAGGUAGAAGAAGAAUGUGAGAUAGAAGAAGAAAAAGAAGCAAACAGCGAGAGAUCAUCAUCAGAGCCGGAAGAGAAGUCAGACCUAGAGAAGUUGCUUGCGAUACAAGAAAACUACGAGCUUUACUGUCCAAGCUGUAGCUCGUGUAUCACCAGAAAGGUGAUUCUCAAGAAAAAGAAACAUGAGAAGCUAGGUGAUUUGUCUGCGAACCUGAAAUCUGAUGUGCAUGUCGUUAAUGAAUCAAGCGAAAUCGAGGAGAUCGAACCACCGGUUAAGGUUCAUGUCCCUGAGACUCGUAAUAAGAAUGAUGAUCAAGAAGACAAAAAGGAGGGUUUUAUUUUCACUUGCUUGGCCUGUCUAAAGCACUUCCUCCGUUCAGGAGUCAGGAUCUUACAACUUGAUUAUGUCAGGGAAAAACCGGUUGAUGAGCCAGCACAAUUAGAGGCGAGUAAGAGUAGUAGCACCACUGAACCACCGGCUCAAAAUAAACCGGACGGAGAAAGAUUAGCCAUUGAGUUACUGAAGAGCACCGUCUACGGCGGUCUCUCCGAGACCAUCACUAGCCUCGGCGUUGUAUCUUCCGCCUCUGCCGCCGGAUCCUCCACCGAGAAUAUCUUGGCUCUUGCGGUAGCAAAUUUGGCCGGUGGGCUCAUCGUCCUUGCUCAAAACCUUCAAGAUCUAAGAAACAGUUCAGAGCAAGAAAAAGAUCGGUACGAGGAACUUUUGGGGAGACGUGCUAAUAUCCGGAUGCAUAUUUUAGUUGCGGUAUUGUCUUACAUUUUCUUUGGCCUAAUUCCUCCAUUGGUUUACGCAUUUUCCUUCUACGAAACCGGAAUCAAGAACUACAAGCUCGUCUCGGUUUUCUCCGUCUCUCUGGUUUGCGUGAUUCUGCUCGGUAUGGUCAAGGUCUAUGUCCGAAAACCCCCCAACUUACGUGAACCGCCUAAAUCAUAUCUCAAAUCAGCGGCUUAUUAUACGUCAGUUGUAGUUGCCUCUUCCGGAAUUACAUACGUUGUCGGAGAUAUCGUGGGAGGAUAUAUCGGGAAGCUCGGUUGGUUUAGUUUAGACCAGAUCGGUUUGACUUCAACAUUUGACAGAACUAAAACAGAGGAAUACCGGUUUACUAACAUUUAAUGUAGUGAAAGGAGGAGAGAAAUCAUGAACCGGUGAGAGAAGCGUUGUAAUUAAUCACUAAAUCUAUUUUUCUUUCUUUUGGGCUAUGCAAAGCGGACUUUGCAAAAAAGUUAAAACCGAUGCCAUCCUUUGAAUAAAGGUCUUUCUUUUUUGAGGUUUUUAGUUGAUAUUGGAGGUAACACUUUGAGUUUAGUUUGAGUGUAUA
This is a messenger RNA of Eutrema salsugineum, 1930 nucleotides long. RefSeq names its product membrane protein of ER body 2. The record is from RefSeq and is a predicted model, not a curated record. Lineage: Eukaryota; Viridiplantae; Streptophyta; Magnoliopsida; Brassicales; Brassicaceae. The coding region runs from base 181 to 1725 and encodes 514 amino acids. The transcript is spliced from 6 exons.